This is a messenger RNA of Saccharomyces cerevisiae S288C, 387 nucleotides long. It is a transcript of the gene SEN15, whose product is annotated as Sen15p. The transcript has a single exon. The coding region runs from base 1 to 387 and encodes 128 amino acids. NCBI's taxonomy places the organism in Eukaryota, Fungi, Ascomycota, Saccharomycetes, Saccharomycetales, Saccharomycetaceae. Gene Ontology annotation, cellular component: nucleus; tRNA-intron endonuclease complex; endomembrane system. Gene Ontology annotation, molecular function: nucleic acid binding. Gene Ontology annotation, biological process: tRNA splicing, via endonucleolytic cleavage and ligation; tRNA-type intron splice site recognition and cleavage. The record is from RefSeq and is marked reviewed.
AUGGCAACGACAGAUAUCAUAUCUCUAGUAAAAAAUAAUUUACUCUAUUUCCAAAUGUGGACGGAAGUGGAAAUUUUACAAGACGAUUUAUCAUGGAAGGGAAAUAGCCUGAGAUUACUGAGAGGUCGUCCGCCUCACAAGCUGAGCAACGAUGUAGACACAGAGCAUGAAAAUAGCUUGUCAUCGCCACGCCCGCUAGAGUUCAUAUUACCCAUCAAUAUGUCACAGUACAAAGAGAAUUUUCUCACUUUGGAAUGCUUGAGCCAGACAUUUACUCACUUAUGUAGUCCAUCUACUGAAAGAAUACUGCUGGCCAUAAUUAACGAUGAUGGUACAAUUGUUUAUUACUUCGUUUAUAAAGGAGUACGAAAACCGAAAAGAAAUUGA